AUGAAGUUUGAUAACCUCAAAAACGGGCGGGCCAGGGGGAUUCUCGCCCUCUUGACCACUGCACUACACGCUCUUGCGACGAAACCGGCCGCAUUUUACUUGGCAGGUGACUCGACUACCGCUGCCCAGUCGUCUGAUGGUGGAGGCUGGGGCGUCGGAUUCUUGAAGACACUUGAGCACGGGGCCAUUGGCACUGACCUAGGAUACAAUGGAGACACCACCGCCUCUUUCGUGUCUGGGGGAGCAUGGGCAAAUGUCAUAGACGCCGUUACCCGAAGCACUUCGCUCUUCCAGCCCUAUUUCGGCCAUAACGACCAGAAGACUGAUUUUGGUGUCACCCUAGCUGAGUACGCCAUCAAUCUGGAAAAUAUGGCCCAGGCAGUCGUCUCCGCCGGAGGUAUACCAAUCUUCGUGACUCCGCUAUCCGGAAGAACUUUCAAUUCCACGACGGGCUUAGUGAUUGAGGACUUGGCCACGCAGCGGAAUAUUACUAUCGCCGUUGCGGAGUCCAUCAGGAUUGACUGCAUUGACCUGAAUAAGGCCAGCACCCAAUAUCUGGAUGCAAUCGGAGCCACUGACUCGGCAACAUAUAACCGCGUGACAAUCGACUACACCCAUCUGAGUCCCACGGGAAGCGUGCUGUUUGGAAAUAUGGUGAGCUGGCUACUGCUCACCAGCACCUCACUAGGUGCCGACCUGCAGGACUACACCAUUCCUAGUCCUCAGAUUGUCGUCGCGAUCAAAAAUGGUACUUAUGUCUACCCUAAAGCGUAA
Messenger RNA from Penicillium angulare, 774 nucleotides. Its product is annotated as SGNH hydrolase. The coding region runs from base 1 to 774 and encodes 257 amino acids. Gene Ontology annotation, molecular function: hydrolase activity. The record is from RefSeq and is a predicted model, not a curated record. Lineage: Eukaryota; Fungi; Ascomycota; Eurotiomycetes; Eurotiales; Aspergillaceae. The transcript has 3 exons.